Cladocopium goreaui is the source of this 1974-nucleotide messenger RNA. The record is from the annotation of a GenBank genome assembly. NCBI's taxonomy places the organism in Eukaryota, Dinophyceae, Suessiales, Symbiodiniaceae.
GACAUCUACCGGACGAAGCGGUGGAUUGUGCUGGUCAUGGAAAGAUUGAAGGGUGGAGAGCUUUUCGAGCAGAUCGCCAAGAAACGAUUUCUGAAGGAGCUGGAAGCGAAACAUGUGAUGCGCCAGAUCAUCUCGGGUCUAUCCUUUCUGCACGGAAAGCACAUCGCCCAUCGCGACCUGAAACCGGAGAACAUCUUGAUCUCCACCAGUAGACCAGCUGAGCCUCCCAACCAGGACUGCGUUUUGCUCGACAUCAAAAUUGCGGACUAUGGUCUGUCCAAAUACCGAGAGGAGGAGUUGAAGAGUUUAGUGGGAACUCCGCAAUAUUGGGCGCCCGAGAUGCUCAUGGGCCGUGGCAAGGACGCGUACGAUGAGCGCGUAGACCUAUGGAGUCUGGGCGUGCUGCUCUAUGUCAUGCUGUAUGGUCGAUAUCCCUUUAAAGGGGAGCGUGCCAAUGAGCAGAUCAAGGCGGGCGUCUUUGAUCUCAGCCACCCGAAGAAUGAACCUUCGGACGAAGCCAAGGAUCUCAUCAGGAAGUUGCUGAAAGUGAACGCCAACGAAAGGCUCUCGCUGAAAGAGUGUUUGGAGCAUCUCUGGCUGUCAGAGGCCGGGUUGUCCGCCGCCCGUGUGGCGGCCCCCCCCGCCACCGUCAGCGGGUCCACGGUCACCGUCAGCGGGUCCGGCAGCAGCGACGCGGCCGCGGCGGCGACGCAGGCGCUGGUAGUGGCAGAGGGGCGGCGGCAGCUGCCGUUGGACCUGAAGCAGCUCUUAAAGUUACAGAUGUCCCUGGGUCGCUCUCUGCAGCUGGCCUGUUUAGCGUGUCGUCAGAGCCACCCCCGGCUGUCUGCCAUGAUUCGGCAAACCAUCACGCAGGCAUACAUGCUUUGGCAGCACGCCUUGAAGGUGGUCUCACAAUAUGGUCAGGAAGCUCAACCAGACUUGGGUGUGGAUCUGCUGGGAAUGGUGGAAGGUUGGAUCCAAGAAAUGACCGCGGAUGGCGACACCACGCGGCGACUCUGCGAUGAGUUGGCCAAACAGAUGGGGGAACUGAUCUCGCAGGCACAACAAGAGCGUUUGCUCACUGAGGCGGUGCGGCCGGAGCGGUCCUCGCUACGACAUGAUGCCAUCACCCAUCAAGCGGAUCAGAGGAGGCAAGCAUUGCUGGAUGGUUUGGUGGAUUUCUGCGAGCAAAUGUCCAAGGGGAACGGCACUGCAGACGAAAAAAGUCAAGAACUGGUGGAGCUGCUUUUCAUGAGUCCUGGCAUGGCCGCGCCCCAAUCCUUGGAGCCUCCCUUGCCAGAAAGCAAGAGCACCAGCAGCGAAGACGGCAAAGCCGAUGCGACGGGUGCUCGGAAUGGCUACAUCGUGGAAGCUCGGGCGCACGCUUGGAAUGAGGAGCCCCGGCGCGCCGACUCCAACGCCACGCCCUCUUCGGGUCCCGUGUCGCUGACGCCGGAGACGCCCUCCGUGGCCGGCACCGCCGGCACCGGCGCCACGGCGACGGCCGCGGGGGCGCCGUUCUACACCGGGGAACUGGCGCUGAGACCGGUAGGCGGACCUCGCUACGAGACCGCCGCCGCAGCCGCCGCCGCCGCACAUCCCUUGCUGCGGGCCCUGUACGAACUCCAUCAGGUGAGUGACAUCUUGCGCCAGUGCACGUCCUUUUGGAGCCACAUUGAAGGCACCGUUAAGGAGUUGGCACGGUCCAAGGACCACGCCCAGUCUUUGCUGCGCUAUGCUUCCAAGAGCCACCGCCUCAAGGAGCGCUUUGACCAGCGCCUCAUGGAAUAUUCGGCCUUUUGGGCCUCGCUGUUGCUCUUGUGCGAUCAAUACUGUGCUGAGGUCCAACCUGCGUUGCAGCAGAUGUCGCAAUUCCUGCGGCAAGUCGAGGUAGACGCGAUGGGAUGGAGAUUUUCCAUGCCCAGCUAUGACUCCUAUGACGACAUGGGUCCAGGGGAGUUUCCACCGCCAUAG